AUGGGAAGUGGCGAAAGUGUUCCGAUACCAGGAGGAGGCACCGAGGGCUAUCAUGUCUUGAGAGUAAGUAGAAAGUAUGAUUUUUCAAAGUUACUUUCAACCAGGUACAAGACAAUUCGCCUGGAUCGGCGGCCGGAUUGGAGCCAUUUUUCGAUUUCAUCGUUUGUAUUGGAAAUACGCGAUUGGUUAGUUUAGGAUUUGAAAAACUGAUAUGUAACUUUUUGAGUUCAGGAUAAAGACAAUGAUACGAUGAAAGAGAUAUUGAAGCAGCACAUAGAUCGUCCUCUCGAAGUGACGGUUUAUAACAGGUGUUUCUAGAUUAAACUACUUUGUUUUCAAAUUAUCUUCAAAAUAUUUUCGAAAGCGCUUUGUGUGGAUAUUAUCCUUAUUUCUAAAGUUAUGCGACAAUUUUUGCAGCAAAAGCCAAGCUGUGCGUCAAACGAGCGUGAUUCCUUCACAAAGUUGGGGCGGACAAGGACUUUUGGGCGUUUCCAUUCGUUUUUGCUCCUUCGAUGGAGCCAGUCAACACGUUUGGCACGUUGUUUCUGUGCAGGUAGCUUUUGAGAGGAUAUUUUCUGUAACAAGAAGUAUUUCAAAUGUUGUUCUCUUAUUGAAAAUGAAUAGUUUUGGUUUUAGUUCUAAAAUAAUAACUCAAGAGCUCUGAAAAAACAGAGAACACAAGGUUCAUGCGGAUCCUUCAAGAAAUUCGUUUCUUUUUUUUUGAAAUCCAUUUAGUUUAUAUUUUUGUUGGGGUUAUAUGUUUGUCGAAACUAUAAAUUUCAGCCGAAUUCGCCCGCCUCGCUGGCCGGAUUGGUCGCCGACACGGACUACAUUCUCGGAGCAGAGAGCGUUCUUCACCAGGCCGACGACCUCAUCGCCCUUGUCCAGGCCAACGAAGGAAAGCCUCUGAAACUCUACGUCUACAACGUCGACACCGAUGUCGUCAGAGAGGUAAUUUCACCGAUUUGGCAGAAAAAUGAGAUUGAAAAGUUAUUUCAACUUCGGUAUGAUCCUCAUGCUGUAUUUAAAGUACUCUCAGAGAGUUCGAUAUUCACGCGUUAUUUAUUUGAAUUUAUUUCGCGAAAUAGGCAAAAUUAGAAUUCCAAUCGCCUUUAAAAAGGGCCCUACAACGAUAUAUCGCGAUGUGUAUUUUUUACGGUCACUUUUACACGCAAACUAAAAAUUUUGAAUUUUUUUGAGCAUUUUCGAGAAAAUUUCAAAUUUGCGCGUGAAAGUCACCGUAAAAAAGUUUUACGAUAUAUCCCUGUGAGACCCAUUUUCUAUUCAAAAAUAAACUCAACGGGAAGUUGCCAAGCUAUUUUGAUUGAACAAAAAAUUUUUCGAAAUUCUUGCAGGUGUCUUUGACGCCAAACUCAGCUUGGGGCGGCGAAGGUUGCCUUGGCUGCGAUAUUGGCUACGGAUACCUUCACAGAAUCCCAAUCUCAGUGGAUAGAUCGAAGCCAAGUGCGCCUCAGGUACUUACCCCCUUGAAAGCUCCAGAAAAGAAAAAGUUUCAGCAAGUUGUCGCGGCUCCGAAGAUGGGAGUGCAGCCGGGAUACGUAGGCAACGCGUUGGUUGACAAGGUGAGUUCUUUCAGAAUAAGCGACUUUUAGGUCUUCCAUAGAUACUUUGAAUUUUUAUCUGAUCUGUUCCUUGGGUUUUCACUUUUUUCUCGUGAGAUUUUAUUAGGACCUGUCAGCUCUGCAAAAAUCUUCAGUUUUUGAAAGCCAUAUAUUGAAAAAGAAAGCCUUUUUUUGGAUAAAAGGAAGAAACGUUGAUAAUUUAAUUAUAGCUAUUUUAAAUAAAUGAUAUAGAACUCAUUAAGUUUCAUUGGUCAUAAAAAACUGCCCGAUUCCUAGGUGAAUGCUCCAAAACCGGUUGCCGCUUCGAACUUCCCGGAUCCGUCGCGAUUCGCGUCGCCCAACGUCUCGGCUCCAUUCAUCCAUCCGCCCGAGCCCCUUCCGGCCAGUAUUUCAGCCUCUCCGGUCCCGCCGGCCCAAAAUGGCUUCCAACAGGUCCCGGUGGCUCCGCCCAGCGCGGCUCAUGGGCAUUCUCAUGGUACGUUGCAAAUAGAUUAUUCCGAAAUUGGCAAAGCUUUGAAUAUCGCUCAUUUUUAUUCUCAGAUUAUUUUUGAAUGAAAUGCGGAUGUUAGAAUGGUUUGAGCUUGAAAUGUUCUUUUACUUACGAACUUUCAAACUUUGGUAUUUUAACAUUUCUGACUAGGCAACUGGCUAUUCAAAUAAGGGAAUGAUAAUUUUAAAUUUCUUCAGUUUUAUCCUCAACGACUACUUUCUAGUAGAAAUCAGAAGUCAGAAUGAGUUAAACUCGGAAUUUCAAAACUUUUACGGUCUUCCGAAUUCUUAUAAUAUCCUCAUCCAAGGCAACAGUACAUCUUUUUUUUCUUCGCUUGUUUCCAAUUUCGAUAAGAUGUCUUUUUUAAAACUUGAUAGAAGCUGUAUAUAAUUUUUGAACUUUAUAGGAACUGUAUUAUUUUUUAAACUUGUCAUAGAGUGUAUCUCUUUUCCUUAGAUGGCGCCGGUCAUGGUCAUUCUCACGAAAACUCUCAUGACGGCCACGGACAUUCUCAUGACAAUGGACACGGGCAUUCGCACGAAAAUGCUCACAGUACACCUUCACCUGUUGCUCAGCCACAACAGUCAACUCCUGUUCGUUUUUUUUUUCACCCUGCAAAAUAGAGAACUUUUUUUUAUAGUAAUGCGAAGGGUAUUGAGAAAAAUGGGCGAUAGGAAAAGCAGGAAAAAAGAAGAAUCAUCAUCUAUUUUUGUGAAAAUAAGGAAAUUUUUUGAUAUGAACCCUUCAGGAAUUAUGCUAAGGUUCUUGAAAAAAAAUCAUUGAAUUCGACCUUUUUUUACUGUAGAAUAUUGUAAUUUAUCAAUUUUUGAACAUAUUUUGAACAUUUCAGCAGCCGCAACAGUAUUAUCAACAAAACGCCCAAGAGGCCGUCAAUUAUUUCGCUCAGCAACAUCAAGCGCCUCAGGUUUUUUUCUUUCUAUAUAUAUAUAUGAGAGCUUUGGAACGAUUAUUUUUGAGGCUCAUUUUUCUAAAUCCAACCUUUUUUUGUUCAAAUUCUAGCCGCAGUACGCCCCGCCUCCGCAACAACAUUCCACCGAUUAUUAUUCUCAACAGUACUCUCAUCAGUAUCCUUAUCAACAGCCACCGAGUUCGACUCCGCUCAAUCCGCCUCCUAAUGGUGGGUUUUGACUUGGAUAUUGAAAAAAAAAGUUUGGAAAAAUCUUUACGGGUUUCCUGUGUAACGUGUGCCUCACAUAGUUUUUAUUCUAAAACAAUUUUCUCAUUUUUAUCGGUAGGGUUUCCAUAAAGCUCUCAUGAAUUUCAACGAGUUUGUCGAGGGACAAGGCUUUAAAAACCGAUAGCUGUGGUUUCUGGCAAACACCAUGAUUACUUCUAAAAUCUCGUUCAUAUUUAUCAGAAAUUAUUCGAGUAUCAGAAAUCGAAUGAAAACUUUAGCAGUAUUGCAAAAUUUCUCGGAACCCCGUUUCAGAGUUUGUAAUCUGUAAUCUGAGUUUGGAAUUUUAAAAAAAAAGACGUUGACUUUGCAGUUAUAUUAUCUUUUCUUUCAGUGAAUAACUAUCCGAACUAUUCUCAACCACCGACGACGGCACAGCCGACCAGCUACGGCGCUCCUCUUCCACCGCCUCCAACCACUUUUGCGCGUUAGUUGAUUUUUUUUUUAAUAGAAACCACCAUCAAGUUUUUCGAAGAAUUUUUGGUUAGGCACAAGCUUUUAUCAGUGGUUCUCUGACAUUUUUAAAAGUCUCUUGCUACAAUAGUUUCAUUUUUCUUCGAGUUUACUUUUAACACAGAAGAUGUUAGGCAUGCUUUCUUCGUAAAACUUGUUCAAGGGAAAUUUUUGUAUCAACAGAUUCGUCGAUUUUCUGAGAGUACGGGAAUUACAAUUAACACAGAAAAGUUUUUUUUUAUCAGAAUGGCUCACUCUAGGGGACUUCAAUGCCAAAAUUGAAAUUGAAAAUUGAAUGACUCAACUCAGAAAAUGUGUUAUUUUAGCCCCAUACCGAUCUGAGAUCCCGUCGGGCGUGCCCUCGCUCUUUUCUCAAUCGUCGUUGCCUCCUUCGGCGCCGACCAACUACGGCGCUCCCCCGAUGCAACCCGCCGCUGGUCGGUCGCAGCUUUCCUCCAAAUCCUCAACUUUGUCUUUCAGGAUCGACGCUGCCGACUCCGCCUCCUCUGAACUUCCCGAUGCCUUCGCUCAGCUCCAUCGGAAUCUCGCAACUGGCUGCGCCGCCUUCAUCCAACAACUUCCCGGCCCCGCCUCCGAGUGAGUUAAUUGUCUUUAGAAAUGAUGAGCCUUCUUGAGAAUUUCAGGAAAAGUUGAAUUUUAGUUUAUAUGUUCAAAAAAAACCUUUUCUUUCUUCAAGUUUCACUGAUGAGUCAGAGUUUCUUGCACGUUUCUAGAUGUAGAAUGAAAAUUUUGGAUGAAAAUUAAAGCCAAUUUUAUAAUCUUUGCUUGGACUUUCGAUUUAUUUCGUCGUCUCUAGUAAGAUCAAAUUUGCAAGAAAAAAAUAGAAAAUUUCAAAUUGCCUUUUUCAUGAUAUUUUUUUAGAAAGAACUUAGGAGAAGCUGAUAUUUUUUCCAGAAAUUGUUGAUCAAAGCAAAAAUUUUUUUAGAUGCUCUCUCCUCGUAUGGACAGCCCUAUCCACAACAGUAA
Caenorhabditis auriculariae is the source of this 4708-nucleotide messenger RNA. NCBI's taxonomy places the organism in Eukaryota, Metazoa, Nematoda, Chromadorea, Rhabditida, Rhabditidae. The record is from the annotation of a GenBank genome assembly.